This is a messenger RNA of Hyalella azteca, 1999 nucleotides long. RefSeq lists its product as uncharacterized. Bases 14 to 1969 code for a protein of 651 amino acids. Lineage: Eukaryota; Metazoa; Arthropoda; Malacostraca; Amphipoda; Hyalellidae. The transcript is spliced from 8 exons. The record is from RefSeq and is a predicted model, not a curated record.
CUACUGGUUGACAAUGGAACGUCACAUGGAAUCAGCAGCACACCCAAAAGUGUCGUCUUCUGCAACGACGGACAAAAAAGCCAUCGUUCCACUAGCGCAUAACCAGAAUAAUUCGUUGUUGAAAGAUGAUUUCAAGACUCUGGGGUAUCUCGUCGACACGCCAUCUUGCAAAUUACCGGACUACGACCCGAACGAUGACAGCAUUAAGAUGUUCAUCAAACCUCCCAGCAAGAUGAUCUGCAACCCUGAUAACUUACGGCCCCUAACCUACACCGAGGGAUUCAAAAUCAAGAUCAGUGAGGACCCCGAGUUGCUGCAACGCUACAAUGUGACGCUCGAUUCGUUGUCCUGCUGCGUUCACGAGAUCGUCAGAAACCCACAAUCUCUGGAAAAAUUCGACGGCGACUGUGAUUUAACUUACCAAAAAAGUGAGUGUCAUCCGAUCAGCAAGAUAACUUCAUACGAAGUCACAACAGACGCCGCACUGGUCGUCUGCUCCAAGAGCAACUCGAAUUCCACAUCAUGCUACAAGAAUGUACACUACUUCUUUCACACGGACAAAAUUGGAGACAAAAUUGCCGCACACAAAGAACGUAUGAAGCCGCGUAAGACACUCCCACUAAACUUCAUCUUAAUGGGGUUCGAUUCAACUUCUCGUCAAAAUUUGAGAAGAUUCUUACCCAAGACAUUCCAAUUUCUAUCGGACGACCCUAGCACCUCAGACUUUAUGGGCUUUAAUAAAGUAGCUGACAAUACUCUGGUUAACCUUUUACCAAUCAUCAUGGGUAAUCGCGCAGAAGACCUCAGAAGCUCCAAGCUGGAGUGCUACAAGAAUGGAAGUUUAUACUUCGACAGUUGUCCCUUAAUUUGGAAAAACUUUUCUGCUAAAGGCUACGCAACGGUGUACUCGGAAGAUGCUGCAGGUAUGAGGAUGGGCUCCCCAAGUAGAAUGGGUUUUGUUCAACCUCCAGUUGAUUUCUAUUUUCGCCCGUAUAUGUUGAUCUCUGAAAAGGAGAUCGGCCACCCAAAAGCCGAUAAUCACUACUGCUAUGGACUCCAUUCUAGCACAGAGGUAGUUUAUGAUCACAUUAUGAGGGCUUUAGAUAAUCUAUCUGACAAAGUACCUGUGUUUGGAUUCUUCUGGACUACAACUUACACUCACGACUACAACGAAAAAGCAGCUCCCCUUGAUCAUCCAACACUACGUUUCCUAAAGGAAUUUUCGCUAUCUCCUCAUCGCAACAACACAAUUCUGCUUUUCUUCAGUGACCACGGCCUAAGAUUUGGCAAAAUACGGUCUACCUACCUCGGUGCGUUGGAAGAAAGGCUACCUUUUGUAACAAUGAUAUUCCCUCCAUGGUUCAAAGAUGAAUAUCCAGGCACAUGGAGUAACUUGGUGGUAAACCAACGACGCUUGACGAACAACUAUGACCUCCACAGCACCCUCCUCGACAUCUUGCACGGUGCCUAUAAUGCCUCAUUAGACCUCAAAACCCCUGAUGGACUCGGCCAAAGCCUAUUUUUAGAGGUUCCAAAUAACAGGACGUGUGAAUCAAUUCAUAUUCCUUGGCAUUACUGCGCCUGCCAAUCUUCCGUGCCUACAGACAUUAAAAAUUCUGACGUAAAACUAGCGGCUCAAGUUCUCACGCAUGCAAUCAAUAAACUGAUUGAAGAUCAUCCUGGGUGUACUCCGUUAAAAAUGAAAAGCAUCAUUAGCGCACGAGAGUUCCAGAAUCACGAGGAAUUUGGAGCAGGCACCGUCCGGGGAAAACUGAACAAGUGGACGACGUACUUCGUGAUGAUAGAAACCACGCCCGGAGGCGGAAACUUCGAAGGAUCGAUCAUCAAACGGGACUCCUCAUUGCAAGUUUUAGGUGACAUUUCUCGGAUAAAUAAAUAUGGAAACCAAAGCGCUUGUAUCGAAGAGACGGAUCUAAAAAAAUUCUGUAUCUGUCGCCAGUCUAGGUAACGCCAUAACUGCAUUUUCCUUUACUAUUAU